Stylophora pistillata is the source of this 1521-nucleotide messenger RNA. RefSeq lists its product as uncharacterized. NCBI's taxonomy places the organism in Eukaryota, Metazoa, Cnidaria, Anthozoa, Scleractinia, Pocilloporidae. The record is from RefSeq and is a predicted model, not a curated record.
AUGUAUUUCGCAGAUACUUUGUCCCGAGCCUAUCUGACAACCACCGAUCGCUCCCCGACUGAAAAAGAGGUUGAGCGUAUCCAUGCUGUCGAUUUCUUAGCCAUCUCAGAACCACAACUUCCAGAGAUCCAGCAAGAAACAGCAACCGACCCCGUCCUACAGUCCCUCACACAAGUUAUCCUUAAGGGCUGGCCAGAGAAGAAAGAUGAUCUGCCAAUGGAACUUCACCCCUACUUUGAUGUCCGAGAUGAACUGACAGCCCAGGAUGGAGUUCUCUUCAAAGGUCUUCGAUGCCUGGUUCCAUCAAGUCUCAGACCUAAAAUCUGUGAACGUUUACAUGGUGCACACUCUGGUAUUGAAAGCUGCCUUCGCAGAGCUCGAGAAGUCGUCUAUUGGCCGGGAAUGCCUGCUGAAAUUAAAGAUUACAUCUCCAAGUGUGAGAUUUGUGCCAGCUACAAGAAAGAACUGCUCAAAGAACCACUAAUCUCUUAUGAGAUCCCAAGCCGUCCCUGGGAAACAUUUGGAGUUGACAUCUUUCAUUUUGACAGUGGAGAUUAUCUCUGCACUGUGGAUUACUACUCAAGCUACUUUGAGAUGGACUCACUCAAAGACAAGACUGCCAGAGAAGUCAUUCAUACCCUAACAGAACACUUCUCAAGGCAUGGGAUUCCCAGUAAGCUGAUGAGUGACAAUGGUCCACCAUUGAACUCCCAUGAUUUCCUGCAAUUUGCGACCAAUUAUGACAGGGAACAUGUGACCAGUUCUCUCCAUUACCCACAGAGUAACGGGAAAGUAGAAAACACAAUCAAGACUGCCAAGUGUUUAUUGAAUAAAUCUAAAGCUGCAAGAUCAGACAUCUACCUAGUCCUGCUAGAAUGGAGAAAUACCCCCUCCGAGGGUUUACAGAGCUCCCCAGCACAAAGGAUGUUCGGUCGUCGAACUCGAACACUGAUACCAACCACCAGUCAACUACUGAAGCCCAAGAUAGUGGAAGAGGUGCCAGAUAAACUCUUCAGAAGGAAACAGUUGCAAGCAAAAUACUACAAUAUUAGUGCUAAAGAACCACCACCCCUAAACAGUGAAGAUGUUGUGCGUGUCAAGCCAACUGAUAAGUCUGACCAAUGGUACAAGGCGCGAGUAGAAAAGGAAGUCGAUGUGAGAUCAUAUGAUGUGAGAACUGAGGAUGGUCGACUUUUUAGAAGAAAUAGGAGACAUCUCAGAAGCAGCAGAGAACCAGUAGGUUCCAGUAACAGUAACAACCCUGUGACCCCCAGCAUACCAGAUAUAACGUCCAUUGCACCACUCUCUCCUAAUGAGCCAGUGCCAGGAACCUCACAGGAAUUUGAGGAAUCUCCACCUCCCAAAAGGGCCACUGAAACAGGACAACCUAACUCAAGUCCUGAUCCUGCAGAUGUUUCAACAUCGUCUAUGCCUUUAAAGCCAGUGGGUUUACCAGUUACUCGCAGUGGUCGGACUUCCACACAACCUAGCCAUUUGAAAGACUUUGUUGUAUCUAAGUGA